This is a messenger RNA of Staurois parvus, 328 nucleotides long. NCBI's taxonomy places the organism in Eukaryota, Metazoa, Chordata, Amphibia, Anura, Ranidae. The record is from the annotation of a GenBank genome assembly.
AUUGCGGGACUGCGGCGGGCAUUCUGACAUUCUGGGGGGAACUGACUUGUUGUCACUGGCAUCCCCAGUGACACCAAUACAGUGAUCAGUGCUAAUAAAAAGCACUGACACUGUACUAAUGGCACUGGGCAGGAAGGGGUUAACAUGUGGGGCGAUCAAAGGGUUAACUGUGUGUUGUGUGCUGUUUUACUGUGGGGGCUGUGUGUGUGUUUCACUGUAAGAUCACUGCUUUGUAUGGGUCUGCUAUGCAAAGCAGGAGCUGACAGCGGUGAGAUCUGUAUUACAAGAGGUCUCUCCCCCAUAGGAGAUACUUGGUGAUCACCGGGUG